AUGUACAUGAUUUCGGAUGAUGAAAUAAGCUACUCCAACAGCAUGAACAGCGAAGAAGAAAUAGAGAGCGAAGAAAACAGUGAAGAAUAUUCGAAAUAUUAUGAAGGGGAAGAAGAGGACUAUAGCAGUCAUAAUGAUGUAGAUGAUGAGAACGAAUUUCAGUUAUUCAAAUAUGUAUGUAUAGCAUCAUUAGAUGAGUUAGAAAUAAUAAUGAAAUGUAGUUUUCUAAGUCGUGAUUCAGAUAUAUCUGCUAAUAACAUAAUUAAAAAGAUAUUAAUUGCUUCAAAAAAGAAAUUAAGUUAUUGUAAUAAGAAAAUCCUUAAUUGGGAUAAUAGAAUUAUAUAUUUUAUAAUAUGCAGUGAAAAGAAGUUGGCAUUAUUUUUAAUAGGAUUAGAUAUGAAAGCAUAUUUUAAAAAUUAUGCUUUUGAAUUUUUGAGAAAAUUAGAAAUAUAUGCUAAAUCGGAUUUAUUUUUUAACCAGAAUUAUAACUCAAAUAAUAUAAAUCCAUCAAAGGCGCAAACAAUUCAGCGCUUUAUGAAACGUACAAUAAUAAACCUUAAUGAAUGUUGUAAAGAUGAAAAAAUUAUUGCAGUUAAACAAAAGCUAAAUAAAAUUAAUUCAGUAAUGAAUAACCACAUAGAUAACUUAUAUCAGUCCAGGGGAAACAUUAAAGCCUUACAGUAUAAAACAGAAAACAUGUCAAAAAACACUUUAAAUUUUGUUAAAAAUACCAAAAAAUUAAAAAGAAUUAUGUUUUUAAAAUACUGGAAAACAUACUUCUUUUUAGCUUGUUUUGUAGUCAUAGGAUUCAAGGUUUAUAGGUCUAUUUGA
Molecule: messenger RNA, 831 nt
Organism: Plasmodium malariae
Lineage: Eukaryota; Apicomplexa; Aconoidasida; Haemosporida; Plasmodiidae
Product: SNARE protein, putative
Exons: 1
Coding region: 1-831 (276 amino acids)
Source: RefSeq, a predicted model, not a curated record